CGUCGUUCCUUAAGAGAAAAAAAAGAAGAAGAGGAAAUUGAAGAAGCUGUGAAAGCGGCGGCGUUGUGAUUGUACUUUGAAGCGAUGGAGGGUGCUGCUGGGAAAGCUGUCGUCAAGGUUUCCGGCGACCUCAGAACACCGUCGUCGUUGAGCUUCGGUAAUAGCCACGGCCGAGCUCACGAUUCGUCCCUCGUUUUGGCUACCAGACCUUCCAGACAAGCACUGUCUUACUGGACAUGCUCAAAGCUUUGUGCAAUUUGCUUUGUUGCUGGAGUUGUUUUUGGUUACACAUUGAGAGGACGUGUUAAGCGUUGGGCUUCCAAAAUUCUCAGGAAGUUGAGCUGAAACACAAUCAGAUUUGACUUAUUUUUCUUUGUAUUUAGUUCUUUACAUAUGUGAAUGGCUAUUACAUUACAGGUACUAGUUUGAUUAGGGUUCUGUUUUCUUGAAGAUCAAUUUUGCCCCAUUCUUAGA
Messenger RNA from Lotus japonicus, 474 nucleotides. RefSeq lists its product as uncharacterized. NCBI's taxonomy places the organism in Eukaryota, Viridiplantae, Streptophyta, Magnoliopsida, Fabales, Fabaceae. The record is from RefSeq and is a predicted model, not a curated record. Bases 85 to 345 code for a protein of 86 amino acids. The transcript is spliced from 2 exons.